Messenger RNA from Drosophila serrata, 2172 nucleotides. RefSeq names its product Kruppel like transcription factor cabut (gene cbt). Gene Ontology annotation, molecular function: DNA-binding transcription factor activity, RNA polymerase II-specific; RNA polymerase II cis-regulatory region sequence-specific DNA binding. Gene Ontology annotation, biological process: regulation of transcription by RNA polymerase II. NCBI's taxonomy places the organism in Eukaryota, Metazoa, Arthropoda, Insecta, Diptera, Drosophilidae. The record is from RefSeq and is a predicted model, not a curated record.
UUGAAUUUCGAACGCAACGGUUCGCCCAGCUCCGGCACACGGCUCGAAAAGCGCAGUGCGAAGUUAAAACAGAGUGCAAAAAAGCCCACACGCAGAACGCAAAAACUGAGAUUAAGCCAAGUGAUAAAGUGAUAAGCCAGAGAGCAAAACAAACAAAAAACAAAUAGACAACAGACUCUUCGCAGAGCAGCGCAGUGUGCAGCAGUUCAAAGUGCAGCGAAAAGCCAGCAAAAUGGAUAUGGAUACUCUGCUGCCCUCGCCGCCCGCAACGCCCCCAUUGCGUGAAAAUAAAUUGGAAAACGUCGUCAAGGAUGAGCAACAGGUGAACGAGAACCUGCUGAAGGCCAAGCUUAAGCUGGUGGCCCAGAAGAAUCAAAAGAAUGGCGGCAUCAUCACACCCAAUCCCUCGGACACGGAGGAUGAGGCCAGCGAGAUGCCCAGCAAAAAGCCGCGCUUGGAACAGCCCGCUGUGAGCAUGACACCGCCGCCGGAUCAGAAGCUAGAGAGGGUCAGUGUCAUCAUGAGGGUCAAUAGCUCGGGAGCGGUCUCCUCGAGCAACCAAGACGAGAGCUCCAGCUCCUCCAGUACCAGUUCCUGCUGCAGUUCCUCCUUCUCCUCAUCCAACAACACCACCACCACCACCACCACAAGUACAAUUUCAAUGGUGCCCACCGUCGAGGAUGAUUAUCCAGAGACCAAUGUGUGGCGCAAUCUCAAGUUCAAGAUGAACAGGAAGCGGGCGGCCGAAGUGGCCCUGCCGACAGUACAAAAACCAGAGGAGGAAGCACCUCUUGUAGCAGCACAGCUCCCAGCACCAUCUGCACCGGCGGAAAAGCCUCUGGCGGAAGAAGUCAAGCCAGUGCUCUAUUUCGCCCCAGUGGUUGCCUCUCCAGCCAGCCAGCUCCUCCUGCUCAGCACAGUGGCCGCCCAGCAGAGUCACACGCCCAUCAUGCCCGAGGAGAAGCAGCAACAACAACAUCCCAGAAUCACAGCCGCACAGGCGGCCGCCACCAGGAGCCGCAUCUACGAGUGCAGCUUCCCGGAGUGCGGCAAGAACUACUUCAAGAGCAGCCACCUCAAGGCCCACCAGCGUGUGCACACCGGCGAACGGCCUUUCAUCUGCAAGUGGGACAACUGCGACAAGCGCUUCUCCCGCUCCGACGAGCUCUCACGCCACAAGCGCACCCAUACCGGCGAAAAGAAGUUCCAGUGCGGCGUCUGCCAGAAGAAGUUCAUGCGCAGCGAUCAUCUGUCCAAGCACGUGAAGCGCCACAACAAGGACAAGGCGAACGGCGUCAAUAGACAUGUCUCUUUGGUCAACGCCUCCGCCUCCCCCGUUGCCGCUUCCCUGUGCGAUGCCGGCACGCUUCACCUGCGGGCGAUAGCACCAGCGGUUAGCAGCGGCAGUUCCUCCCCCAUCUCAUCGUCCUCAUCCUCCUCCUCAUCUUCGGCCAGCCUGCAAGUGUACAGCGCCCAGGAUAUCCUGCGGUUACAGCAGCAGGCCAGCUUCAGUUUCGGCGGAGCCCUGCUUCAAGUGCAGCGAUGAGGGGCGGAAGAACCAGGAGCACCUGCAUCCAGAACCAAUCUCACACCCGACAGUAUCGCCAGCUUAAAAAACAAAACAAAACAAAACAAAAACUCCCACCAAAAAUCAGAGAAAUCAACAGCAGAAUAGGGUUUUCGUAAAGUAGAGUUUGCUGCCGACAAUGUGUAAAUUUUGAUUUCGUAAUCCCAUAAUGUACAGAUUUCAAAAAUCUUCUAAAAAACGGUUCUUUGUAAAUCCCAAGAGCCUAGAAUUCUAUUCCUGAUUCGGAUCAAGGAGUCUUUUUCGUCAAGUGUAGCUGGUGUUAGUCUUAAGCUUUAGUUAAGAGCUAGAUCUUGUCAACUUUUCCUUCUUUUUUUUUCGUGCAUAUAUCAACUUUCAAUUCAGGAGCACAUCUUAUAGCUUAGCAGCAAUCUUCUUCAGAUUCAUACUUCGAUUUCCGACUCUGAAUAUACCUUGUAAAUAUAUAUUAGACGAACAUCUGUGAUAUUUAAGUUUUUUCUUAACUAUUUUCUAUAUCGUACUAUAGUUAUUCGCGUGUAAUUCUCUUAAACUUAACAAUUGUAUUUAUUGCUAAAUGUCGAAAAAAGAGAAAAGAAAAAACAUAAAAAAAAGAAAAUGGAUCCCAA